Peronospora matthiolae is the source of this 357-nucleotide messenger RNA. Lineage: Eukaryota; Oomycota; Peronosporomycetes; Peronosporales; Peronosporaceae. The record is from the annotation of a GenBank genome assembly.
AUGUUGCUGUCGUGGAUCCUAGCUCUACGAUCUCUAGUACCCGCGAAGCGUGCGAUGGCCCUUCGAUCGCGGUACACGACACCGCGACAUGCUCCCCUCAGUCGAACAGUCGUUGCUGAGUCAAGAAUCUACGCUGAGACAGUGGUCUUUGGUCUCAAACGGUCGAGCAACAGCUUUCGUGUGCGACAAUUAGACUUGUAUCGCACCGAAGCAGAGGUAUUCGGGGCUCCGGUGUGUCGCGAGCGAGAAGUGGCUCCCGUGUCCGUCCAAGACGAAGACAUUUUGCCGAAGCAGGCUCUUAUGGUCAUUGUCUCCGAAGCAGUAGCUGCUGCUACCACAUUCGAUCGCCCGGUUUGA